Messenger RNA from Ceratotherium simum simum (southern white rhinoceros), 3847 nucleotides. The record is from RefSeq and is a predicted model, not a curated record. NCBI's taxonomy places the organism in Eukaryota, Metazoa, Chordata, Mammalia, Perissodactyla, Rhinocerotidae.
UUGCAGAAAGAAUUUUUGCUUCUGUGGGAAGGCUCCAUUUCCACUUCAGUAAUAGAAGGCAUCCAGUGGGAUGUAUACUGUGGUAUCUUUUCAGGAAAGCUGCAUUAGAUGUUUAAAAUGUUAUUUAUUACAUUCUCAGUUUGCACGUCAGCUGUUGGCUAUGUCAUAGUCACAAAUUUGGUGAAAGUAAAUAACCUUAGUAUUGUAAAGAUGAGAUUUGUAAGUCUCUUCACAUACAAAAAUGCCAUGUUCUGUUUUUAUUCUAUCUUUGUAAAGAUAUUAAAAAUGGUGCUCGCAUAGUUGUCUUUAAUUGAUAAAUUUAGAUAUCAUUUGCCUUUUUCCUUUCAGUAAAAGUAGAGCAUAUAUUUGAUAAACAUUAUUAAACUAAUGUUUUGCUUCACUGAUUUUUGAUGAGAAAUUAUAUAAAUAAAGCAUGUAGAAUAAUGUUUGUCAAAUACAACUCAUUUUUCAAAGUUAAUACAACAAAAAGGCAAAAUAGCAGACCUCAUUUAAAAUUUACUUUGAAGCUCAGUGUUUUUGCUUUCUUAGUUGUCUACCACCUCCCUCCCUUCUCCCUCCCUUCCCUGUUCAAAUGGAGAGGAUAUAAGGAGAGUACAGAUGCGGCAGGUCUUAAACGAAAGCGUUCCCAAGCCAUUCAUAGUUUCAAGUUGAGUCGAAACCACGUGGACUGGCACAGUGUGGAUGAAGUAUAUCUUUAUAGUGAUGCAACAACAUCUAAAAUAGCAAGAACAGUUACCCAGAAACUGGGAUUUUCUAAAGCAUCAAGUAGUGGGACCAGACUUCAUAGAGGUUAUGUAGAAGAAGCCACAUUAGAAGACAAGCCAUCACAGACUACCCAUAUUGUAUUUGUUGUGCAUGGUAUUGGGCAGAAAAUGGACCAAGGAAGAAUUAUCAAAAAUACAGCCAUGAUGAGAGAAGCUGCAAGAAAAAUAGAAGAAAGACAUUUUUCCAACCAUGCAACACAUGUUGAAUUUCUGCCUGUUGAGUGGCGGUCAAAACUUACUCUUGAUGGAGACACUGUUGACUCCAUUACUCCUGACAAAGUCCGAGGUUUAAGGGAUAUGCUGAACAGCAGUGCGAUGGACAUCAUGUACUACACUAGCCCACUCUACAGAGAUGAACUAGUUAAAGGCCUUCAGCAAGAGCUGAAUCGAUUAUAUUCCCUUUUCUGUUCUCGGAAUCCAGACUUUGAAGAAAAAGGGGGUAAGGUCUCAAUAGUGUCCCAUUCCUUGGGAUGUGUGAUCACUUACGACAUAAUGACUGGCUGGAAUCCAGUUCGCCUCUAUGAACAGUUGCUGCAGAAGGAAGAAGAGUUGCCUGAUGAACGAUGGAUGAGCUACGAAGAGCGACAUCUCCUUGAUGAACUCUAUAUAACAAAACGACGGCUGAGAGAAAUAGAAGAACGGCUCUGUGGACUGAAGGCAUCAUCUGUGACACAAAUGCCUGCCUUAAAGUUUAAGGUUGAGAAUUUCUUCUGCAUGGGAUCCCCACUGGCAGUUUUUUUGGCCUUGCGUGGCAUCCGCCCAGGAAACACUGGAAGUCAAGAUCAUAUUUUACCCAGAGAGAUUUGUAACCGGCUACUAAAUAUUUUUCAUCCAACAGAUCCAGUGGCUUAUAGAUUAGAACCGUUAAUACUGAAACACUACAGCAACAUUUCACCUGUCCAGAUCCACUGGUAUAAUACUUCCAAUCCUCUACCUUAUGAGCAUAUGAAGCCAAGCUUUCUCCACCCAGCAAAAGAACCUACCUCAGUUUCAGAGAAUGAAGGCGUGUCAACAGUACCAAGCCCUGUGACCUCACCAGUCUUGUCCCGCCGACACUAUGGGGAAUCUAUAACAAAUAUAGGCAAAGCAAGCAUAUUAGGGGCUGCCAGCAUUGGAAAGGGACUUGGAGGAAUGCUGUUCUCGAGAUUUGGACGCUCAUCUGCAUCACAGCCGUCUGAGACAUCCAAAGACUCGAUGGAAGAAGAGAAGAAGCCAGCUGCCUCACCUCCUAGUACCGCUGUGGCAACACAGACCCUUCCACAUAGCAGUUCUGGCUUUCUUGAUUCUGCAUAUUUCAGACUUCAAGAAUCGUUCUUUAAUCUCCCACAACUUCUUUUUCCGGAAAAUGUAAUGCAGAAUAAAGAUAAUGCCCUCGUGGAAUUGGAUCACAGAAUUGAUUUUGAACUCAGAGAAGGCCUUGUGGAGAGCCGCUAUUGGUCAGCUGUCACGUCGCAUACUGCCUAUUGGUCAUCCUUGGAUGUUGCCCUCUUUCUUUUAACCUUCAUGUAUAAACAUGAGCAUGAUAAUAAUGCAAAACCCAAUUUAGAUCCUAUCUGAACUCUUGAAGGACAUUAAUGGCUCAAAACUCAUUUUUUUUCUGUUAAAAUAUGUGUGUCAAGGUAUGGAGAUUUCAGGUUUAAGUAUGUUUCAGUUUUGUUUAGAACAAGAAAUAUUUGAAUUUAAAAGCACUUUAUUUUAUUUAAAAAACAAACAUUUUUUCAGUCCGAAAGCAGUUAUUUAUAGUUUUCAUAGUUUUAAUUGUGAGUCUGACCAAACCGCCUGCAGAGAAUCAAGCAAGACCUGGAAGUGAGGAAGGUUUGGGUGAAUUGUAAGGUUAUAAAUCAUUAUCUAAUCUCUCCCAAAUAUAAAGGCCUAUUAAUGGGUUGAAUCUACUGUAUUAACCAAAAUAUGUUAUAAAUCUAAAACAGUCAAGGCCCAGUGUAUUCCAUGUAAAGAUGACAAGGUGGUAUCAUUGUUUUGAUUUCUAUGAAAGCUUCCAUUUCCAGAAUUACUUUGAAAGAAAAGUAUAACAGAUUUGAAGUGUUUUGAAUUGAACUUGUUUAGAAAAACUAAUGCUAAAAAAGAAACAAAGUAUUUGAACUACUGUAUUUAUAAUUUGUUACCUCUGACUAAUUGCUUUAAGUGGAUGAAACAUUGCAUUUUUUUAAAUGUUUCCUUUGAACAAUUUAAGAACCACAUUUAUUUUCUGUAGUGUUAAGACUUUUCUCAGAACUCCAUCUUAGUACUCUUCAGGUGAAUAUAUAGACAGUAUGGCAUACUUUCAGUAUUUUUUUCAUUAAAAACUUGUAGCUUCACACAAAUAACACUAGUUCAAUUGUUUUGGAAAAAACUGAACUUUAUAUUAUGUCACAUAUACCUCAGAGAAAGCUAAGUUUUCUAAACUUGACACAAAGUACUCCGUAAUGAGUACAUUUCAUUAAGUUUAUUGGAAAAUUAGUAAACUUCUUUGGAGUACGGAGUAUGACAGCUAUUUUAAAUGUAUAAACAUCUGUGUGCCAAACAAUUGACAUAUAUAAAGGGAUGGAGUGCCACUAAGAGAUUUUAUUUUCAAAGUGUUGAAGGAAACAUGAUUGAGACACAAGGCACACUAGGCCAGGGCUCCGAGGCCCUGGAGGGUUUCCCCUCCACUGCACGUGUUUCCACAGUGCUUUUCAUCUGAGGAGCUCAGAGUGCUGUCAGAUUCAGUCAUCUGUGCAGUAGCUCCUUGAGGUAAGUAAAUGAGCAUUUUUCUCAUGUUACUUGUUAAUACACCAAGGCACCAAAACAUUUAAUGUGCCUUGAAUUAGAUUACACAGCAAAUCAGAAGAGCUCAGACUGAAGCCAGACCGUAUUCUCUUAUAUGCUGUUCAGUGACUAGUAAUUCACAUGUGACCUCUUAGUAGUUUGCAAACAAUAAUAAUAACAAGUUGCAAUUCAUAAUUUGGAGAAAUGAUUGGGAAGCCAGUAUUUUACCCUGCUUGUCUUAUACAUUCUUGGGUUCUCACCCACAGAGGAGGAGUUACUUAGAGGGGAUCAGCAGCCAUCUCUGCCACAACCAAUCC